AUGACAGAAAAGUUAGUAGAUGAACCUAGGAAGCACGUCAAAAUCUCGUUUGUUAAAAAAUACUUACCAUCUCGGCCUGGGUUUGUUAAAAUCACGAUUGCUAAAGUUGUAGGAAACCUUAAGGCCAACAAUAUAAACAAACGAAAAAGUAUGUCACAAAAAUGGAAGAAAAAAAGGAAUAUACAUCAAGUAAAAUUAGGUCACAAAGAUAAAAAAAUUAAAAUAAAUAAGAGGAUGUCAACAGUAAAUCCAAUAGCAACAAAAUAUCAAAUCGAGCAUUCACGGAAUCGUUCAUCUUACCAACUGAAUGCAAUUUUCUUCUCGUCCCAUUACCAAAACGAUGAAACAGCAGAACAUUUUUUAUGCUUUAUUGCAUUUAGUAAUGUAAAAUCAGUGUCUAAACGCCUUCAUGCAUCCGCAUUUAAUUCACCCAUAUUCGUACUUAUUCUUCUGUAUACGUAG
This is a messenger RNA of Echinococcus granulosus, 462 nucleotides long. RefSeq lists its product as hypothetical. Lineage: Eukaryota; Metazoa; Platyhelminthes; Cestoda; Cyclophyllidea; Taeniidae. The record is from RefSeq and is a predicted model, not a curated record. The coding region runs from base 1 to 462 and encodes 153 amino acids. The transcript is spliced from 3 exons.